AAAAUCCAAAAGCUCACCUCUUCUUGCACAUAACAUCCUCCUCCGGUUACUUUCACCAAAAAUUCUUUCUUUAAGCUGCUUCUCUCUGCGGUUUUUUAUGGUCUAUUCUAUGAUUGUCAUAUUUCUUACAUGGGUUUCUUCUUGAAUUUCAUGGCACACCCUACUUUCUUCUUAGUUUUGUCACUUCUAUUGAUUCCUGCAAGUACCCAUCUCCAAUCCAAAGAACAAGGAUAUGUAUCUGUGCUCUUAUCCGAUAAAGGUAUUGAUUUUGCUAAGAAUAUGCUUAUAAAAAAGGCAAUAUCCUCCAUGAUUCCACUUCAUCUGCCAGACAUAAAGAAGUCAGUGAAAAUCCCACUUCUUGGCCAAGUCCAUAUGGUUCUUUCAAACAUCACGAUUAGUAGUGUCCGUGUUGCCUCUUCAUCUGUUGAAACUGGGGAGAUGGGUAUUGUCCUAGUUGCUUCUGGUGUUACCGCGGAUUUAACCAUGAAUUGGAGGUACUCUUACAAGAGUUGGAUAGUUGUGAUUUCGGAUAGUGGAGAUGCCUCAGUUCAGGUUAAAGAUAUGGAAGUUGGGCUUACUUUUACUUUAGAAGAACAAGAUGGAAGUCUCAAUUUGUCUCUCUUGGACAGUGGAUGUUAUGUGAAAGAUAUGUCUAUUAAGUUGGAUGGUGGAGCAUCUUGGCUGUAUCAAAGGGUGGUUGAUGCUUUUGAAGGUCCUAUAGGGUCUGCAGUUGAAAAUGCUAUUUCCAAGAAAAUCAAAGAAGGGAUAUUAAAACUUGAUUCCCGAUUGCAAUCACUUCCAAAACAAGUCUCAGUGGAUCAUGUUUCUGCAAUGAAUGUUACUUUUGUGGACGACCCUGUGUUGAGUAAUUCUUCAGUAGAAAUUGAUAUCAAUGGUUUAUUCAUGGCGAAGGACAAUAUUUUGAUUCCCAACUAUUACUAUGAAGGAUUGCAAGCUUCUGAUUCCUCAAACUGUGCAGCUAAGAUGGUUGGAAUUUCAUUACAUGAAAAUGUAUUUAAUACUGCUGUGGUAGUAUACUUCAAUGCAGGUUAUAUGCACUGGAUAGUGGAUAGAUUUCCCAAUCAAUCCCUCUUAAACACUGCAACAUGGAGAUUUGUUUAUCCUCAACUAUACAAGAAGUAUCCAAACGAUGACAUGAAUCUGAAUGUAUCACUAACUUCCCCACCAGUGAUAAGAAUUGCAGAGAACAACCUUGAUGGAACCAUAUAUCUAGAUGUGAUAGUUAAUGUUUUGGAUGCUGAUGAAGUUAUUCCAGUUGCAUGUGUGUCAUUGGUAAUUAGAUCUUCAUGUUCGCCACAAAUUUUAAUGAAUAAGCUAGCUGGUUUCCUCAAGUUGAAAAGCUUUACAGUUUCUUAUAAGUGGAGCAAUAUUGGGGACCUGCAUAUGCGUCUACUUCGGCCAGUAGCUUUUGCAAUUCUUAAAACCGUCUUCCUUCCAUAUGUGAACUCACACCUCCUGAAGGGGUUACCGUUGCCAUUUCUUCAUGGAUUUACACUUAAGAAUGCUGAAAUCCAUUACACAAAUUCGAAGAUGAUGAUAUGCAGCAACCUUGCCCUCACAUAGCAGUACCAUAUCAAUUAGCUGUCAGUUCAGUUCGACUAGAUGCUUCAGAGAUAUAUGUACCAAAACUGCAUAUAUUCAUACAUUGUGUUAGCUGUAUAUAUGCAUAGUGGUAUAAGUUAAACACUAAAGCAAUUCAAAUAUGUAAUGUAGUGAAUUGUUGAAUUGAAAACAAUUCAUAUUCCUGCUGUAUGCAUGAUUGCUCAGUUGGGCUAAAUAUAUGUUUUAACGUAGUACUUUCUGGACAUGACCUGGUUUUAUAUUAUAUAUAAUAUAAUAUUCACAUUGGAUUUA
This is a messenger RNA of Hevea brasiliensis (rubber tree), 1875 nucleotides long. Its product is annotated as putative BPI/LBP family protein At1g04970. The record is from RefSeq and is a predicted model, not a curated record. The transcript is spliced from 6 exons. Gene Ontology annotation, molecular function: lipid binding. The coding region runs from base 130 to 1584 and encodes 484 amino acids. NCBI's taxonomy places the organism in Eukaryota, Viridiplantae, Streptophyta, Magnoliopsida, Malpighiales, Euphorbiaceae.